Molecule: messenger RNA, 2428 nt
Organism: Polistes canadensis
Lineage: Eukaryota; Metazoa; Arthropoda; Insecta; Hymenoptera; Vespidae
Gene: Tace
Product: ADAM 17-like protease
Exons: 14
Coding region: 94-2304 (736 amino acids)
Biological process (GO): membrane protein ectodomain proteolysis; Notch signaling pathway
Cellular component (GO): plasma membrane
Molecular function (GO): metalloendopeptidase activity
Source: RefSeq, a predicted model, not a curated record
AUGUUGUUUUUAUCUACAAAUAAGAAAUGAGUAUAUGAAUGUGCAUAUGAUUGUGUACUUAACCUAAUCUAUGAAUAAUUUUACACUACAAACAUGAAAUAUUUUUAUAAAUUAUUAAUUGUUUAUUGUAUUUUCUUCUGCCAAGAUAUUUAUGCACUUCAUAGAAAUUUAAAAUAUUAUGAAACUGUACAUACGUCAAACUUUCAACAUAGAAUUGUCAAACGAGGCACUCAACACAGUUAUCAUCCAUAUAAUAAAAUAAGCGAACUAGAAUUUUAUUCUCAUGGACGUUAUUUUCGCCUUAUUUUAACACCAAGAAGAGAAGUGAUACAUUCCAAUUUUAAAGCUUACGAAGUCAACGGUGAUGGAAAAGAAAAAACAAUUCAUUUAGAUCAUGAAAGUUUUUAUCAUGGACGAGUAUUUGGAGAAAUUAAUUCUCAUGCUCAAGUACACAUCGAUGAAGGGAUUGUAACGGCGAGCAUUACUAUUUCUGAUGACACAUUUCACAUUGAACCAUCGUGGAGACACCUUCCUCAUUUGGGAAAUGAAACGAUGAUCAUUUACAAAUCCUCGGAUGUUAAACUAAGCUGGGAACAUUAUCAAAAUGGGGUAGGUCAUACUCAUGGUAAUCCUAAGACGUGUGGAUACGUUAAAGAAGAUAUGGAGGUUCCAGUGAAAGACGACAAAGAAUUCAUAGAAAAUCGUGAUUUUGAAGGAAGUGAAUACAACAGAGUUAAAAGACAAACGGAAACGUACGAGUAUACGCCAACAAAAACAAGAUGCCCUUUGUUAUUGGUAGCUGACUAUCGUUUUUAUCAAGAAAUGGGUGCUAGUAGCACCAAAACUACAAUUAACUAUUUGAUUAGUUUGAUAGACAGGGUACAUAAAAUUUAUAAUGACACAUUAUGGCAAGAACGUCAAGAACAAGACGGAUUUAAAGGAAUGGGCUUUGUUAUAAAGAAAAUAGUUGUUCAUAGCGAACCAACACGUGUAAGAGGUGGAGAGACACAUUACAAUAUGGUCAGAGAAAAAUGGGACGUUCGAACAUUGCUUGAGGUUUUCAGUCGGGAAUACAGUCAUAAGGAUUUUUGUUUAGCCCAUUUAUUUACUGAUUUGAAAUUCGAAGGUGGUAUUUUGGGAUUAGCUUACGUAGGAUCACCACGUAGAAAUUCUGUAGGUGGUAUUUGUACACCAGAAUAUUUCAAAAAUGGUUAUACACUUUAUUUAAAUUCGGGACUGAGUUCUAGUAGAAAUCAUUAUGGACAAAGAGUCAUAACUAGAGAAGCAGAUUUAGUAACAGCUCAUGAAUUUGGUCAUAAUUGGGGCUCCGAACAUGAUCCUGAUAUAACUGAAUGCAGUCCAAGUGCUAGUCAAGGCGGAUCAUAUCUAAUGUACACUUAUAGUGUCAGUGGUUAUGACGUUAAUAACAAGCGUUUUUCACCAUGCAGUUUGAGAUCCAUCAGGAAAGUAUUACAAGCUAAAUCAGGUCGUUGUUUCUCAGAACCUGAAGAAUCCUUCUGUGGUAAUUUGAGGGUAGAAGGAGACGAGGAAUGCGACGCAGGACUUUUAGGAACGGAAGAUAAUGAUCCAUGUUGUGACAAAAAUUGUAAAUUACGACGAAGUCAAGGAGCAGUAUGCAGUGAUAAAAAUUCACCUUGCUGCCAAGGUUGCGCAUAUAUGCCUGUAGGAGUAAAAUGUAGAGACGCACAGUACGCAACUUGUGAACAAGAAUCGCGUUGUACUGGAGCAUCAAGCGAAUGUCCCAGAUCUCCACCAAUGAAAGAUGGUACCGGUUGUUUAGAACGUGGUCAAUGUCGUCUUGGCAAAUGUGUGCCAUAUUGCGAGACUCAGGGUUUGCAAAGCUGCAUGUGUGAUACAAUUGGUGAUGCAUGUAAGAGAUGCUGUAGAAUGAGUUUAAAUGAAACAUGCUUUCCUAUUGAUCCGCAAGAUAUUUUACCCGAUGGUACACCUUGUAUUCAAGGUUUUUGUAAUAAGGGAAUAUGCGAGAAAACGGUACAAGACGUUGUGGAACGUUUCUGGGAUAUUAUCGAGGACAUAAAUAUUAACAAGGUAAUGAGAUUUUUGAAGGAUAACAUAGUAGGAGCUGUGAUAAUAAUCACUGCAAUUAUAUGGGUACCAACGAGUUGUGUUAUAAGUUACAUCGAUAAUAAGCGUGUAAAAGAAUGCGAAAAGAAAUGGCAUUGGAAACAUACCGAUGAUCUUAUUCAUCCAGAUGAACAUAGACAAGUAAUUUAUGUAGGUGCUCAAAGAUCGAGGCUACCCCAUUCGACGCAACAAUCUUGAUUUAAUAAAAACUCUACUUUAACAUUCCAAGUACAUACAAAGUUAUCUAGUCGAAAAUGAUGUACAUUUUAAUAAUUUUAUAUAUAUAACAGUUAAAUAAUUUAAUAUAUAUUUAAUAUAUAAA